CUGGAGACUUGCGAGUGGAGCUUUUCCAUUUUCCGAUAACCUGGCUCGAUUCUUUAAUUUUAAGAGUCAACAAGAAUUAAUAGAAAGUUUUAAACAACAAGUCGCAACUGACAGUGAUCUUGUCAAUUGUGAUUUGGAUGUAUGGUCGACUGCUCUUAUUAUCACGUAUUUAAAGAUCUUAUGCUGGAAAUAUCGUAGUGAAUGGGAAUUCAUUAUUGAUGACAGCGAAUACUGGUUAUCAACUCAGAUGAAUAACCUCGAUGAUGUAGAUCGGCUAUAUGAAGUGUGUAGAAAAUUCAUUAUGGAAAGGUUCCGCAUUGAAACUAUCGAUAAAGACACGAGAAUAACUAUUCGCACUGUCAAACGUGUUAUCAGUUAUCAAAAUGAAGAUGGUUGUGUGGAUCUGAACGAGAAGGUCGCGAAAUUUUAUGGAUUCCAAUCAGUAGAAGAAUUUAAGAAGCAUCUUAUGAAGUAUUUCAAAACUGAGCGUGUAACAAAACUUCAUAUCAAUAUAUGGGUUACCGCUUAUACGAUUUGGUAUCUUCGAUUGGUAACCUAUAAUUACCGACAAGAAUGGAUUCAACCAUAUGAAAAAUCAUAUGAAUG
Acaulospora morrowiae is the source of this 606-nucleotide messenger RNA. The record is from the annotation of a GenBank genome assembly. NCBI's taxonomy places the organism in Eukaryota, Fungi, Glomeromycota, Glomeromycetes, Diversisporales, Acaulosporaceae.